AUGAGGCUCAAGCCCCGGCACCUCUUAAAAAACAACAACCCAACAAAUUCACCACAGGUGGGGAGAUUUUACACGACCCCUCAGCGCCCACAGCCGCGGGCGGCCCACCCCGGGAGGAGGAAAGCAGACGCCGCGCGGACCCCCCUCAGGCGCACCUGCGCCGCGACCCCCGCCGCGCGCCCACCGGCUCCUUACCUCUCCGGCGGCAGCAGCAGCUCGGUCUCCCUCCCCCGCUUCACCCUUCCGGGAGCGACGCCUGACUCCCUUUCGCGGCGCCCGGUAGGGAGAGACGUCGCGCGUUCGCUGACGUCACUGCGACGCGUCCCGAGCCGGCGCUUGGCGGGAACCUUUGAAAGGCGAGCGAAGGGUGGCUGA
Podarcis lilfordi (Lilford's wall lizard) is the source of this 375-nucleotide messenger RNA. The record is from the annotation of a GenBank genome assembly. NCBI's taxonomy places the organism in Eukaryota, Metazoa, Chordata, Lepidosauria, Squamata, Lacertidae.